AUGAUCCGAGCGAUUGCGUCGGAUCCGUCCAUUCAACGUGAACGACUUUUGCGAGUGUACCAGUGUCUCCGUGAAUGCCGAGCUACCAUCGACAUUGCUGACGCCGUGGUCGUGCACCACGGCGAGCUGGCGCAUUGGUAUUUUACAUCCACGGACGGGGAAGUGCGCGAGAAGCAGCCGUACGCUCUGUCGCUGUUGGAGCUCAAGAAGGUGUUUGUCAAACAAGGGCUGCACCAAACGUGCAACGUCGCCCGGACACUGGCGGUCCUGUUUCACGAAGAGAUGGCCCCCCACGAAGACGACCUUCCCACCGUGACGUUUUCGCUGCUCCAGGACGUCCAGUUCAACACGCAUGCGUGCAACUCGAAUUCACGGCUGUGGCUGUCCACGUACCUCGUUACGCCGUUCAUUUGCGGCAAGUUUGGACCGAACCACGCCACGUAUACCGGCAAGUACUGCCGCAACACGUGCGGGCAAAAGGCCCGCGUCAAGUUUUUCAAACCGACCUCUUACUUUUUUGGGACGACCGAAGUGUCCUCCUCCGAUGGGGUCACGCAGUUGGCGAUGCUCCCAGUCGAUGCAACCUGGGCCAAGGAACUUGGGUCGGCCUACGACGAUGCGCUCAAGCACGACAUCCUCAAGCUUGUCCAGUGCAUCGAAGCCGGGACGAAGCACCACGUGCUCCAGUUAUACGCAGACUUUGUGCUGACUGCCACCUGCCGCUUGAUUCUAGUUCGUGUCGCCAGCAUUGUCUUUGAAGAGGACCGAAGGGACGCGCCCGUGCCGAUGGCGCCGCCAGCGCCUCGCCAGGUCAUGCUUCGGCCCCAGUCGGCGCACCCAAGCACGCAGCCCCAUCGCCAUGGCACCGAGGCGUCCUUGUUGUGCCCUGGUCGGUUUUGCAUGAUGUCGGUCGCUACCAGACGCCACGUCCACACGACCCAAAACGUCAUUUCACAAAAGUCGAUCCAUGUGGCGGAGCAGGAGAGCGCGUUUCUGGCAUUCGUUGCGGCCCACCAAGAUGCAAAUGGGCAACUUGCCCACGAACUGUGCCACGCCGUCGACAUGGCCAGCUAUCGCAACACGAUCCCCAACCUGCGCGAGGUCGAUUCGAUGCUUGUGACGCGAAACCGGCUGCUCAAGGCCCAUCAUUGGUUUGACCAGCAAGCCCAAGACGUGGCGGCUUCGACCAAGCACUUGGCCACGUUCUACGACAUGGUGCAUGUGUGUGCUUUGUGCUACAUCAUGUACCAGCGCCUGGACGAGGCACGGAGGGCUUGUAUUCCGAAAGCGUCGCAUCAAUCGGUACAGUCGACCGCGUCAUCGUCGAUUGUGACGGCAAAGGCCGCGCGACCUGCGUCCGCGGCGUCGUCGCGAUUGCAUCAAUUGGCGCAACCAAAGAAGAAACUCGGACGUCGUCGUGGCCCGAACAGUGCCCAGGCAACGACCACAGCCAACCUCUCUUCAAAUGACCUGUCGACGUCCCCACCACCGCAAGCACCUGCAUCAACGUUAGCCAAGUGCCUGCGCGGCCCGAUGGCCAUUGCCAGUCGAGACGCGCCAGUCCUGUCAAAGUCCCUGGCGCGGUCACUGUCCCUCACGGACCUCAAACCAAUCGUACCGCGGCGCAAGCAAGUCUGA
Messenger RNA from Aphanomyces invadans, 1638 nucleotides. RefSeq lists its product as hypothetical. The record is from RefSeq and is a predicted model, not a curated record. Lineage: Eukaryota; Oomycota; Saprolegniomycetes; Saprolegniales; Verrucalvaceae. The transcript is spliced from 13 exons. Bases 1 to 1638 code for a protein of 545 amino acids.